CUCUGAACUAGUCAGGUCUCCAUCAGGACCGUGCACGUUUAACUGCCCGGAAUGCAUUUCAUCUGAACUAUUACAAUAAAUCGCUUGCUGAUAUAGCCGUAAUACUUGGAGUCAGUAGAAUUAUUUUCCUCGUCCUCGUGGUCCAUAGGGCCCACUCAGUCUCCCCAACAGAGGUCUUGCUGAACUGGAUAGAAAUGGCAGACUCGCGGCUCCAACAGAUAACGGCGCCUUCGAUCGGGAGGCAGUUCAUGGAAAGAAUGUUAAGAAGGCUUCAGGAAGUUCUGCAACGUCAGCCAGUGGAUUUGGACUAUUUACAUUUUGUUUUAAGCCAUGAAAUGGGACUUGUGCACUCUUUUGCUAAUGUAGUGGAACUGCCACAAGAUGUUGUUCGUGCCUUGUCUGAUGUUUUGAGAAUUCUUCGCUUGCAAGAGGAGCAGCAAAGACCUUUAGCUUCUUCCUAUGUAGAGGUUGUGGCGGGUAGUAGGGGACAGCCAAAAUUUGUUGUAUCGAAAGAACAUCUGCAAAACCUCAUUGAUAUGCAGCUGUCCAUCCCUUGCAUAGCUAAGUUACUGGGUGUCUGCAAAAGGACUGUGUUUCGGCGGAUGCAAGAAGAGGGACUAUCAGUUAAGGGAUCAUACAGCAACCUGACAAAUGAGGAGCUGGACACCCUUGUGCGUUCAGUUAAAUUGAGGAUGCCUCAUGUUGGCUACAGGAUGAUGAAGGGCGAACUGCAAGCUAUGGGACACCGUGUAAGAUGGGAGCAGGUUUCAGCGUCCAUGCACAGGGUGGAUUCUGCAGGGAUCUUUGAGAGAUUCACAGGCUUGGGCUGUGUCGCUAGAAGAAUAUAUUCCGUCAAGGGUCCCCACUCACUGGUUCACGUGGACACAAAUCACAAACUUAUCAGAUAUGGCAUUGUCAUCUUCGCCGGGAUCGAUGGUUAUUCACGAAAGAUCAUGUACCUGGGUGCUUCUAAUAACAACAAGGCAUCAACUGCACUUGGCUUCUUCAUGAGCUCUGUUGAAAAGUUUGGCUUUCCAUUAAGAGUUAGAGGAGACCAAGGGGUAGAAAACGUUGGCAUCGCUCACUGCAUGUUCACUGUUCGUGGCUGUGGCAGAGCAAGCUACAUAUCUGGAAAAAGUGUGCAUAAUCAAAGGGUGGAGCGCUUGUGGCGUGAUGUGUGGAUGGCGAUAACAUGUGUAUAUUACGAACUACUUCACAGUCUUGAAGAGGAUUGCCUGCUAGAUCCCUCCAACAGUCUGCAUUUAUUUUGUGCCCACUACGUAUUUGUGCCACGUCUCCAGAGGGACCUUGACACUUUCAAAGAAGGGUGGGACAACCAUGCCAUGCGAACGGAACAAAACCUGACUCCCAAUCAACUUUGGACAAUAGGACUUCUCCAGAACCCUGUGCCUGCUCCACAGAACUUAGAGCAUAUACAAGAUCUUUUCUUGGACUGGAACCAUGACGGAGUGACAGAAGAGUCUGCCAGUGGAGUAAUUCUACCACCAAUCCAGUGCCCUGAAUUUUGGGAAAAACAAAAAACCAUUUUACACCGUAUUAACAAAUACAAAACGCGGCCCAAUUCAGCCUGCGUUACGCAUUUUUUAUGUACACUUAAUGAAAGUAGAAGAAAACUUUAA
Molecule: messenger RNA, 1640 nt
Organism: Etheostoma spectabile (orangethroat darter)
Lineage: Eukaryota; Metazoa; Chordata; Actinopteri; Perciformes; Percidae
Exons: 7
Coding region: 195-1640 (481 amino acids)
Source: RefSeq, a predicted model, not a curated record